This is a messenger RNA of Penicillium lagena, 3915 nucleotides long. RefSeq lists its product as uncharacterized. Gene Ontology annotation, molecular function: protein binding. Bases 1 to 3915 code for a protein of 1304 amino acids. The record is from RefSeq and is a predicted model, not a curated record. The transcript has 5 exons. Gene Ontology annotation, biological process: endoplasmic reticulum to Golgi vesicle-mediated transport; mitotic spindle assembly checkpoint signaling; ribosome biogenesis. Gene Ontology annotation, cellular component: RZZ complex. Lineage: Eukaryota; Fungi; Ascomycota; Eurotiomycetes; Eurotiales; Aspergillaceae.
AUGUCCCAGUCCGAGGAGCAAGUCUGCCAGGCGGUGCUAGGCUUCGUGACCGAGGGCGUCUAUCCCGAGGAGAAGGUAGUCGCGGGAGAAUUCCCCACGACGGCUCUUGCGCGCGAAUUAGAGCUCAUCGCGCAGGCCACAGAGCAGGUCGAGAAUGAGAUCAGCUCCCUCAGCCGCGAGAGCGCCUUCGACGCCGAUGAUUGGAUUGACCAGGCAAAACAACUACACGCCGACAUUGAGCGCUCCAGAGUCACUGCGCGCGAGAUUGUUGCCCAGCAUGAACAUACCAAACCUCUACAGGCAAGAGUGGAAGAUGCCAGCGCCAAGGUUGGGUUGAUCGAGACCGAGAUCGCGUUCAACCAAGCUGUCACCGACACCCUGGAGGGGGUGCAGCGACUGUGCCAACAGAUCGAGGCGGGGAGGGCGGCUUUGAGGAAUGGCCAGAUUACUGUCGCUAUUGAGCAGAUGGAGUCUACCGAAGCUGAUCUCCAAAAUGGCUCCUCCUUCGCCAAUACCAAUGUGAUGGACAUACUCUCUUUCGAGGUGGCACGAUUGCGACAGGAAGUGGUGGAAGCUCUGCGUUCCCGCUGGGAUGAUCAUUUGAAAAUCGACCGGCAGAAAGGCGAAUUUCGGGUCUGCAAGGAUGAGGGUGCUGACUCACUGGAGAAUACGAUUGUGUCUCUUUCCCGGGUGGGCAUACUCGAGUCCGCAACUGCCAAACUCCAAAAGGACCUUCUUUCUGCGGUUAUCGAACCGGUAUUGCUGCCCGACACCGAUCAACUCGGUCACGGAGUGAUAGUGGCGGAUUCCGGCAUCCGGAUCGAACCUAAGCCUUCCAAGGCGAGCGUUUCGGACACAUUGGACCGCACCACGAAAGUCCUGGGUUACCUUCAACAGAAUCUGCCGUCACCGGUCUCGGCUGCUCUUCCCGAGUCAUUCAUUCCCACUGUCGCCUCGAAGAUUAUAGCGACGUGGCUGUCAUCUGCGAUCCCUACAAAUUUGGAUGGUCUCAGUGGUUUUGAGGAAACCCUAGAUCAUGUUCUACAAUUCACCCGAACGAUUGAGUCCUGGGGCUGGAGUGGCCAAGAAGAGCUCGUCUCAUGGGUAAAUCAAGCCCCUCGCUUGUGGUUGACUAGGCGCCGUGUCGACUCACUUGACAGUGUCCGCAAGGUGAUUGCGGCUAGUCAAGGGACUACCAAGCAGGUUGAGCGGAUUGAAAAGGAGCAGGUUUCUCAAGCGGAUGGGGCUCUGCUGGACAAUGCUCCUACCGACGACUGGGAUGCUGGCUGGGAUGACGACGAGGAAGAAGAUAUAGCCGAUAAGCCCGUAGCACCACUGCCUGAGGAAGAGGAGGAAGAUGUCAGCGCUUGGGGUCUUGAUGAGGACGAGGAGGAAAUACCAGAGGAGACGAAACCAGAAGCACCCGCUGAAGCGGAAGAUGAUGACGCUGACGAUGCCUGGGGUUGGGGUGAUGAGGACGAAGACGCUCAAAGGAGCCCUAGUGAACCAUUGCAGCCCAAACCUGCUGCUGCUCCGUCGAAAUCUGCGAAUGGGGAGCGGACCGUGCCGUCCUCUUCUCCGAGAGAGGUUACGCUGAAAGAGGUAUACACCGUGACGGAUAUCCCGGACUCGAUUAUCAAAGUUAUUCGGCAACAAAUCGACGAUUCGAAGAAUAUAUCGCAGCCAGCGCACUCUCACUCCCGGGUCGCCUCUUCUGGCGCGGGCCUGCUAGCAUUGCCUACAUUGAUCUUGGCGAUGUUCAAAGCCACUUCGUCUUCUUUCUACUCGUUGAAGCUCGCAUCAGGGCAGAUGUAUCUCUACAACGACAGUUUAUACCUCGCCGAGCAGGUUCGUCAACUUGUCGAAAAGCAUGACCUUUCGCGGCUCAACUCCGAUGUGGAAGCACUUGAAAAAUUCGGCAAGCUGGCCUACAGCAAGGAGAUGCAGACUCAGAGAACCAUCGUCACCGACCUGCUUGAUGGUGGCCAAGGCUUUGGGCAAUGCUCGGAGCAACCCUUUCGCGCAGAGUGCGAGAACGCCGUCAGCGCCACUGUCGACCGAAUCCGCGACGUCUACAAGGAAUGGCAUCCGAUCUUGUCGCGCUCUGCACUUCUUCAGUCUGUCGGUUCUUUGUUGUCUACGGUGAUCAAUAAGAUCAUCAUCGACGUCGAAGACCUGGGGGAUAUCUCGGAGGACCAGUCGCAGGAACUGGUGUCUCUCUGCAACCAGGUGUCCCAGCUCCAGGACCUGUUCAUGGCCGAGAGCAACGACAACAGCGAAGCCGUCCCGGUCACUGCUGUUUAUGUGCCGAACUGGCUUCGAUUCCAGUAUCUGAUCAACAUCCUAGAGAGUUCGCUGGCCGAUAUCAAGUUCCUUUGGCUGGAGGGCGAACUGCGCCUGGAAUUCUCCGUGGAGGAAGUACAAUCGCUCAGUCACACCAUUAUGAACGGAGACCAGACGGUGGAUUUUGCAGCGGAGGCGCCUGCGCAGAGGCAGGUUCGUGUGCAUCUCACCAGCAAGCAGGAAGAGAUUGCUUUGCCUGAAAGCACCGGCCCGAUCCUUGUUCCCACAGGAUUACGACGAUAUGCGCUGUCGACGCUGGUGAACAACCUUCUCUCAACGGAAAAGCCGGUCCCGUUCGAAUUUUUGAUCAAUGGAACAUUUCUGCGUACCUCGAUCGACGAAUACCUGACGGCGAACGGCAUCUCCUCUGAGACGACUCUUGAGAUUGAAUACGUGAGAGCACUCAUUCCGCCGCUGCACAUUGCGUCGUUCCAGCAUGACGACUGGGUCAGCUCGGCCGACGUCCUCUCUACAACCUCGCCCGCCGCCUCGUGGGCCUCGGGAGCCACUGUCGCAAAGGGCCAAGAGAGAAUAUUGUCUGCAAGCUAUGACGGUCUGCUUAGAAUAUGGAAUAUGUCUUCAGAGACCAUCGCGACCUCCCCCGCUGCCGCCGACGGUGGCCACAGCGCAUCCAUCAAAGCCGCCAAGUUCGUUUCUCCGCACCAGAUCGUCUCGGCGGGUUUGGACCGCACAGUCCGGUUGUGGAAGUACUCGGAGGAAGAGGAUGGCUUCUCGGGGAAAAUUUCUCCCCAGCUGGAGCUGUACGGUCACAAGUCGGGGAUCGACUCACUCGCUGUGCAUGCCCCGUCCAGCCGUAUUCUGACGGCUUCGUCGGAUCACACCGUCGGGUUCUGGUCGAGCAAGAAGACUGAAUCUCCCGCUGCACCGGAGAACUUGCUUCCAUCAAGCGUCGCUCGUACAUCGAAGCGACGGAAGCUGAACUCGUCCGUUAGCACGCCCCAGCGUGGGCCGCUGGCCCUCUUGUCGGCCCACACGGGACCAGUCUCUGCGGCCAUCUUCGAUGCACGAGACUCGACGGUUGGAUACUCGACGUCAUGGGACCACUCACUGCGGACCUGGGAUCUGGUGACUUCAUCUCUGGUCGACACACGCACCACAUCCCACUCGCUUCUUUCUCUGGAGCACCUUCCCGAUCUUCACCUCUUGGCUGCGGGUACUUCUGCCCGCCACAUCACCCUAAUUGACCCUCGCACAUCGGCCACGACUCUGUCAGCAAUGACGCUACGGGGCCACACGAACGCGGUGGUGAGCCUGGCGCGGGAUCCGCACAGCACAUACGGCCUGAUCAGUGGCAGCCACGACGGCACCUGCCGGAUCUGGGAUAUCCGGUCUACCAAAACGGACAAGGACGGCGUGGUAGGUGAGAGUGUCUACACGAUCUCACGGAAGAGUCUCGAGGAGGAAGGGAAAUCCGACAGCAAGCGGGUUGGCGGCGAGGGUGUCAAGGUGUUCAGUGUGUGCUGGGAUCAGCAGGUGGGCAUUGUCAGCGCGGGCGAGGAUAAGCGGAUCCAGAUCAAUCGCGGCGAAGGGGUGUUGUCGUCCAAGGAAUAG